AUGCGCUUCCUCUGUUUGCGCUUCCUCUGCUUGCGCUUCCUCCGCUUGCGCUUCCUCUGCUUGCGCUUCCUCUGCUUGGGCUCCUCUGCUUGUGCUUCCUCUGCUUAUGCUUCCUCUGCUUGCGCUUCCUCUGCUUGUGCUUCCUCUGCUUGUGCUUCCUCUACUUGCGCAUCCUCUGCUUGUGCUUCCUCUGCUUGCGCUUCCUCUGCUUGCGCUUCCUCUGCUUGUGCUUCCUCUGCUUGCGCUUCCUCUGCUUGCGCUUCCUCUACUUGUGCUUCCUCUGCUUGCGCUUCCUCUCCUUGUGCUUCCUCUGCUUGCGCUUCCUCUGCUUGCGCUUCCUCUGCUUGUGCUUCCUCUGCUUGUGCUUCCUCUGCUUGUGCUUCCUCUGCUUGUGCUUCCUCUGCUUGUGCUUCCUCUGCUUGUGCUUCCUCUGCUUGUGCUUCCUCUGCUUGUGCUUCCUCUGCUUGCGCUUCCUCUGCUUGUGCUUCCUUAGCUUGUGAUUCCUCUGCUUGCGAUUCCUUUGCUUACGCUUCCUUUGCUUGUGCUUCCUCUGCUUACGCUUUCUCUGCUUGCGCUUCCUCUGCUUGUGCUUCUUGUGCUUGCGCUUCCUCUGCUUGUGCUUCAUCUGCUUGCACUUCCUCUGCUUGCCCUUCCUCUGCUUGUGCUUUUGACGCUCGCGCUUCCUCUGCUCAUGCUUCCUCUGCAUGUGCUUCCUCUGCUUGCGCUUCCUCUGCUUGCGCUUCCUCUGCUUACGCUUCCUCUUUGCGCUUCCUCUGCUUGCGCUUCCUCUGCUUACACUUCCUCCACUUGCGCUCCUCUGCUUGCGCUUCCUCUGCUUGCGCUUCCUCUGCUUGUGCUUUUGACGCUCGCGCUUCCUCUGCUCAUGCUUCCUCUGCAUGUGCUUCCUCUGCUUGCGCUUCCUCUGCUUGCGCUUCCUCUGCUUACGCUUCCUCUGUUUGCGCUUCCUCUGCUUCUUCUUCCUGUGCUUGCGCUUCCUCUGCUUGCGCUUCCUCUGCUUGCGCUUCCUCUGCUUGUGCUUCCUCUGCUUGUGCUUCCUCUGCUUGCGCUUCCACUGCUUGCGCUCUUCUGCUUGUGCUUCCUCUGCUUGCGCUUCCUCUGAUUCUACUUCCUCUGCUUGCGCCUUCUCUGCUUGUGCUUCCUCUGCUUUCGCUUCCUCUGCUUGCGUUUCCUCUGCUUGCGCUUUCUCUGCUUGUGCUUCCUCUGCUUAUGCUUCCUCUGCUUGUGCUUCCUCUGCUUGCGCUUCCUCUGCUUGUGCUUCCUCUGCUUGCGCUUCCUCUGCUUGCGCUUCCUCUCUUGUGCUUUCAUUGCUUGUGCUUCCUCCGCUUGCGCUUCCUCUUCUUGUGCUUCUUCUGCUUGUGCUUCCUCUACUUUUGCUUCCUCUCCUUGUGCUUCCUCUACUUGCGCUUCCUCUUCUUGUGCUUCCACUGCUUGUGCUUCAUCUACUUGCGCUUCCUCUCCUUGCGCUUCCUCUGCUUGCGCUUCUCUGCUUGUGCUUCCUCUGCUUGUGCUUCCUGUGCUUGCGCUUCCUCUUCUUAG
This is a messenger RNA of Closterium sp. NIES-65, 1557 nucleotides long. The record is from the annotation of a GenBank genome assembly. NCBI's taxonomy places the organism in Eukaryota, Viridiplantae, Streptophyta, Zygnematophyceae, Desmidiales, Closteriaceae.